Molecule: messenger RNA, 1575 nt
Organism: Exophiala spinifera
Lineage: Eukaryota; Fungi; Ascomycota; Eurotiomycetes; Chaetothyriales; Herpotrichiellaceae
Exons: 4
Coding region: 1-1575 (524 amino acids)
Molecular function (GO): heme binding; iron ion binding; monooxygenase activity
Source: RefSeq, a predicted model, not a curated record
AUGGCAUCGACAGUGUUAGUCAUUGGGACGAUCGUCAGCCUUCUACUGGGAAUCUUCGUACGGAGAUACACCUCGGGCUCCAACGUACCACCAGGGAGGAAGCUACCACCCGGGCCACCAGGUAAAUUCUUCGUGGGCAACCUCUUGGAUAUUCCACCGCAACAUUCAUGGUUGAAGUUCAAAGAAUGGGCAGAUGAGUACGGCCCGAUCUAUCGAAUCAGCAUCUUUGGGCGGAACUUGGUCAUGGUGUCGAAGGAGAAAAUCGCAAAUGACCUGCUGAGGGAAAGAGGAAAUAUAUAUUCUUCUCGAGAACAGCUGCCUAUGGCGGCACAAUUGCUGUCACAAAACCUGAGGCCUCUACUCUUGCCGUACGGAGAUCUAUGGCGUCGUGGCCGCAAGGUGAUGCACAACAUGACAAUGCAUGCUUCGGCAACGUCUUACCGACCGGUACAAAUCUACGAGUCGGAGCGACUUUUGUACGAUUUGAUUCAAACACCACAACAGUACGAGCACCUCUUCGAAAGGUACGCAGCGGCAGUAGUCAUGCGCUUAUGCUAUGGGAAAACUGUCAAGACCGGCAACGAGAAAUUCGUUCAGGACAUCAUCGAAAUCGUCCACACCGUCGAGCGAGUCGCCUCUCCAGGGGCGUAUCUUGUCGACACGUUCCCGAUAUUGAUGUAUCUGCCGAGCUGGGUGGCCCCAUUCAAGCGAGAAGCGGCUCGCUUACAUGCGCGAGAACUCCAAACGUUCCGCGGUCUACUUCUUGAAGUCCGAGACAAGAUGAGCACGAAUACGGCCCCGAAGUGCUUUGCGAAGACCUUCCUCGAGAGACAAGACGAAUACAACCUGUCAGACGACGAGGGGGCGUACGUGAUCGGUACGCUUUUCGAGGCCGGAGCCGGCACUACCGCUGCGGCGAUGAUGUCUUUUGUCCUGUGUAUGUGUCUUCACCCGAGAUGGCAGGAGUUACUGCACGAAGAAGUCGACCGUGUUGUUGGCAAUGAUCGCAUUCCAGAUUACGACGAUAUCGAGUCGUUGCCAACCUGCCGAGCCGUGAUCAAGGAGGUCAUGAGAUGGCGUCCUGUAACGGCUGGAGGAGUGCCGCACGAAUUGAUCAAGGACGAUGUCUACGAGGGAUACUUCUUCCCAGCCGGCACGAACGUCCACGCCAAUCAAUGGGCUAUUCACCGCGAUCCAGAGCUGUACCCGUCCCCUGACGAGUUCAACCCUGCCCGUUGGCUGGAGCCCGAGUACCCAACAUUUAGGGAGCCACUCACCAAGUUCCCCAACCUUCAGAACUAUUCCUGCUUCGGCUUCGGUCGACGCAUCUGCCCAGGCAUGAAUAUCGCCGAGAACUCGUUACACCUACUGGUUGCGCGGAUCGCAUGGGCGGCCACGAUUUCACCAAAGCCAGGUGUCACAGUGCCCGAAUACGACUAUACGAGUGGAUUCAAUGUGCAGCCUAAGCCGUUCACUUUCAACCUGGAAGCAAGGAAUGGGAGGGACGCCAUCAUCCAACGUGUAUGGGAUGCUGGUAAAGGCAGAGAUCCGCUAGACGAGGUUAAUACAUUGUGA